CCCGCAGUAAUGAAUCGCUGUUUUUUUUACGGGGGCCAUUAAAAUAGAUGAACAAGCUUUAGCAUCAGUUACGGCGACCAUUGUCAUAUCGUUAUUUCUCUCCAUCGUUUGUUAUUUUUUAGAUGCGUAUCUUUGCCGCCGCGUCUAUAAAACGAAUAGGGCUAUUAUAUGUAAUUAUUCUAUAAAAUUAAGAGUAAUUAAAAAGGUAUGUGAGAAAGUUUGUGGUGAUGAUAUCUAAGUAUAAUGGAAAUUAUGUGAAUAACUUACAAUUUUAAUGUUACUUCUUAAUAAUGCUUCUCAAAUAAUAUAUAAAGGAUAUCUAUUUUUUUAAUUGCAAAACAUGUUCAAAUUAUAGCGUUAAACGCUACCACGGGUCUGCUUUGCCUUAGUGAAAUGUUUUUUUAAUGUGGAAUUCGUUAUGUAGUCAUUUGAUUAAUAUCAGUAGAGGUUGAAAAAUAUAUAUCACUGUGUAAAUACUCCCUCUGUUCUGAACCUUUAUAAACUCAUAAAUAAAUGACAUAAAAGGUAUCAGGUCUGCUUGCAGGUUUCCAAGCGUUAGGAAAUUAUGUGACUUUUUACUUAAAGAAAUAAAAGUAAAGAGACACAAGAAUAAAAUGACGGUAGGUAAAUAGCUACACACGAGGAAAAUCCAAAUGGGUAAAUAAUUUAAUUUCUUAUCUCCAUCCAAAGUAUAAUAAAAUAAAGAAAAUGAUAAAGAAUAAAAAAGAUGCUUUGGGGGAUGGAUCUAAGCUUGCUAUUUAAAGGAGGAUAGAUGGUGAGGGUUUUCUAUCUUCUUCAUGUAAAGAAAGUCUUUACACGCCAAACAAAAACAAAGAGAAAAGAACCAAGGAAAUAAAACUUUUGAAAAUUAAGAAUAAAUGGAAGAACAUCUAAAUCCAUUAGCUGUGACUCAUCUUCUUCAACACACACUAAGAAGCCUAUGCAUUCACGAGAAUUCCCAAUGGGUUUAUGCAGUUUUUUGGAGGAUCUUGCCCAGAAACUAUCCUCCUCCCAAAUGGGAUGGUCAAGGAGCUUAUGAUAGAUCAAGAGGGAACAGGAGAAACUGGAUCUUGGUUUGGGAAGAUGGGUUUUGCAACUUUUCAGCUUCUGCUGGGGAAGUGAGCUCCGGCGAGUGUAGCGGAAGCGGUUCGACGGCUUACGGACAUAGUGAUUAUCAACAAUAUCAAGGGCUUCAGCCUGAGUUGUUCUUCAAGAUGUCCCAUGAAAUCUACAAUUAUGGAGAAGGGUUGAUAGGAAAAGUGGCUGCAGAUCACAGUCACAAGUGGAUCUAUAAAGAACCUAAUGACCAAGAGAUUAACUUCUUAUCUGCGUGGCAAAAUUCUGCUGACUCAUACCCUCGGACAUGGGAAGCUCAGUUUCAAUCUGGCAUCAAGACCAUUGCCUUGAUUUCUGUUCGAGAAGGUGUUGUCCAAUUAGGAGCUGUUCACAAGGUGAUAGAAGAUUUAAGCUAUGUUGUGAUGCUAAGGAAAAAACUGAGCUAUAUAGAAAGCAUCCCUGGAGUACUUCUUCCUCAUCCUUCUUCUUCUGGUUACCCUUUUAUCAACGCUUCUCCUUCUGACACUUGGCAUUUCCCCGGAGUAGCUCCUCCUCCUCCGUCACAGCCUGAGUACCACCAACAGCGUAUCUACCACUCUGACCAGCACCACCACUUCUUGAUGGGCCACCACCAACAACCGAUAAAAAUAACGCCGUCGAUGAGUAGCCUCGAGGCUCUUCUCUCGAAGCUUCCGUCGGUUGUACCUUCAGUGACGCAAGCGGGGUACUUCCCGUUUCACCACAGUGCUAAGGAAGAAAUGAGUCAAGAAGAUCAAAACGGCGCGUUUAGGGUUCAACGUAAUGAUUUGGUUGGGGAGGGUAGUAAUGAUAAUGACAACAUUAAUUACAAUAGUAAUAAUGAUAAUUAUAAUUAUAACAAUAAUUGCAGCAAUAAUAAUUACGACAGGGAAUAAGAUCGGUGUGUUCUUAGCGAGGAUUAUUGAGUCUAAUAAAAUCUCGAUUGUUUUCGUACUAUAAGUAAUAAAUAAAUGAGAAUAAAUUGUACUACGAAUUUUCCUAGUCUGACAUUUUUAUUUCUUAGAUUUUAUGAAGUUUCUCUUAGUUGGCAAACUAAAUAAAUAUUGUAUUUGUAUUGCAUUGGUAUGUUUUAUGCAUUGGUAUGUAUGUCUUGUUUCUGA
Messenger RNA from Brassica rapa (field mustard), 2195 nucleotides. RefSeq names its product protein RICE SALT SENSITIVE 3. The record is from RefSeq and is a predicted model, not a curated record. NCBI's taxonomy places the organism in Eukaryota, Viridiplantae, Streptophyta, Magnoliopsida, Brassicales, Brassicaceae.